AUGUCGUCAGAACGCGAAGCUCAGGCACUUCUUGCCAAAGCUGAUAAAAAAGCAACUACAUUUGGCUGGUUUGGCAGUAAUAAAUUCGAAGAGGCUGCAGAAUUAUACAAUAAAGCGGCCAAUAUCUUCAAGCUCGGAAAACGAUGGAAAGAAGCCGGUGAUGCAUUUACUAAGGCUGCCAACAUGCAAUUACAGCUUAACGAACGUGAUGAUGCUGCUACGACUUUUAUCAAUGCUGCAAAAUGUUACAAGAAAGGCAGUUUCGAAGCUACUAUUUAUUUGAAAUAUCAAACUUUAAUUAUAAUAUUUGAUCCAACAGAUGCUAUUACGUCUUUAAAGCAAGCCAUCGAGAUUCUCACAGACAGAGGUCGAUUUCAAGCUGCAGCUGGGCACCAAAAGGAUAUUGCUCAAAUCUAUGAGUCUGAUCUCAUUGAUUUAGAAAAGGCAAUGCAAGCUUAUGAAAUUGCAGCAGAUUGGUAUGCUGGUGAAGAAGCAACUGCCUUAGCCAAUAAUUGUCUUCUUAAAGUUGCAACUUUUGCCGCAACACUGGAACAAUAUGAUAAAGCUAUUGAAAAGUUUGAACAAGUUGCCGCUGCUAGUCUUGAUAAUCAGCUGACAAAAUGGUCGCUCAAAGAUUAUUUCUUGAAGGCGGGACUUUGUCACAUUGCUUUCGGGGAUCAUAUCGGUGCCAAACGGGCAAUUGAAAGAUAUUGUGAUAUGGAUGUAACUUUUUCCACUACUCGAGAAUGUCAGUUUCUCAAGGCAAUUCUUGAAGCUGUAGAAAAUGAUGAUAUUGAAAGUUUCACAAAUAGAGUAGUAGAAUUUGAUCAACUUACCAAACUAGAUAAUUGGAAAACUACUAUUCUGCUACGAAUUAAAAAAAGUAUUCAAGAAGGUGGAUCCUUAACGGAUAAUUUCCAACAUUUGAACGAGUCAGAUUCUGUAACUUCGAUUCCCGCCGGUGGGUUGAUUUUAAGAUCGAUUAAUUCUUUAGAAAGACGCUUUGAGAAAAGUGUAGAAGACAUGCCGGAUAAACUGAGUACAAGCGUUAGGUACACGGAACUGUCUUUAAAAAAAUACGAUUGGGAAUAUCAACAUCCAUUUAUGUAG
Messenger RNA from Racocetra fulgida, 1110 nucleotides. Lineage: Eukaryota; Fungi; Glomeromycota; Glomeromycetes; Diversisporales; Gigasporaceae. The record is from the annotation of a GenBank genome assembly.